Schistosoma haematobium is the source of this 1186-nucleotide messenger RNA. RefSeq names its product RWD domain-containing protein 4, variant 3. The record is from RefSeq and is a predicted model, not a curated record. Lineage: Eukaryota; Metazoa; Platyhelminthes; Trematoda; Strigeidida; Schistosomatidae. The transcript is spliced from 4 exons. Gene Ontology annotation, molecular function: protein binding. Bases 587 to 1186 code for a protein of 199 amino acids.
GUUAGAAUGACGUAUCAACUGUUAGGAUCCACUGGCAGUAUAUAUAUAUAUAUAUAUAUAUAUAUAUAUACAUCAAGCCAAUUCUCUGUUUAAUAACCGUUAGAUCAAUACAACCAGGCUAUUUGAUGAGGCACUCUUGUACGCUUCAUCAUAAUGCAGUUCAACUACUGUUGUGGGCAGUCUCAUAGGUCCCGCAAUUAAACAAGUCUGUCAUCCAGUUUUCGUACAUUACCUUCUGCAGUUGAGUUAAGGUUGAUUAGGAAAACUAUACUCGCUCAUUUUAUUAACGCAAGAUAAUAGACGAAUUCGAGAGCUUCUCGAGUUACCUACUAAACUUAUCACAUAGCUUACAUGUACGCUUUUUGCAUCCACCUAAACUCACUUGGAGUCGUAAUAACAAGUAAGACCACUGCACAAAAAAGACAUGUAUGACCCUUCUACCGUUGUCACUAUAUAUUAUUCUGGGGCAGGUUACAGUAAAUGUACUCACUAUUUUCCCAAAUUUAUUUUGACUUCUGUUUUACAUAAUUGUAACCCUCGUCUCUUCAUAUCCAUGUGACUAUGAUCGGUAGUCGAGACUUGGAAAAUGUUCCACCGAUUCUUGAACGAUACUUUGUGUAACCAGACGAUACCGUAUCAAAAUGUUUCAAAUCAUCCACAAGAGGAAGCUCAAGUGCUAAGAUCAAUUUUCGAUGAAGAAGAAUUGUCGAUAUCAGACGAUUAUAAUUUGGAAUACAAGGUAGGUGAGGCGGGAACGACUUCUUCAUUCAUUGUGCAAGUUUACUGGCCUGAAGGAUAUCCUGACGUUUUACCUUGUAUCUCUAUGGAUUCUUUUUAUAAUCAUCAUAUCCCUUUAAAUGUUAAAGAGAAAAUAACUGAAGAAUUAGUGUCUGUUGCUAAAGACCAACUUGGCUCAGCUCUAACAUUUACUUUAAUUGAGUACCUAAAGGAAAACCAUGAGCGAUUUACUAAAUCUUUUGCAGUUGAUAAAGUAGAUACAUCACAAAACAAUUCGUUCCCGAGUGAAACCCCAUCGGUUUCUCGCAAACAGAAUAAACUACCUCAAUUAUCUAAAAAUCAAAAAAGGAAGCACCUAAAUAGACUAGGACAAAGUGGAGAGUUACCUAGAGGUUGGAACUGGAUUAGUGUUAUAAAACACCUUCAACAAACUGGAUCGGCGUCAUAG